GAGUAUUCGCUGCUUGCUCGAUAUAACGAAAGAAAGCAUGAAACAAGCCGGCGCAGUCUUUCUCGCCUUGCUGUCUAGCGCCAGCGCGUUCGUCCCCUCAGUCCAUUCGGUGUCAUCGGCUGGAAGUGCCCUUUUCUCCUCGGCGGACGAUAAGACCGAGGUCCGCGAAUACUUCAACACGGAAGGCUUCAGUCGGUGGAACAAAAUUUAUUCCGACACAGACGAUGUGAACUCUGUACAGAUGGACAUUCGCAACGGCCACGACCAGACCAUUCAAAAGAUCCUCAAGUGGAUUGCGGCGGACGGCGAUAUUGACGGCAAAUCGGUCUGCGACUGUGGCUGCGGCGUCGGCAGCUUGGCUAUUCCUCUGGCACAAAUGGGCGCCAAGGUGUCGGCUUCGGAUAUUUCCGACGCCAUGUCAACUGAAGCUGCUCGCCGGGCCGGGGAACUUGGUGUCAAGGCCGACUUUUACACGUCCGAUUUGGAAUCGGUCUCCGGCAAAUACCACACCGUGACCUGCGUUGACGUGGCCAUUCAUUACCCCGACGAUAAAUUCAAAGAGAUGGUCACUCAUCUCUGUAGCUUGGCGGAAGACCGUGUAUUGAUCAGUUUUGCGCCCAAGACGUGGUACUACGUUUUUUUGAAAAAGAUUGGAGAGCUUUUCCCGGGACCCUCCAAAACAACCAGAGCCUACUUGCAUGAAGAAUCCAUUGUCCGUGAAGCGCUCCAACAGGCUGGCUUUGAGGUUGCGCGGGAUGAAAUGACGGCUACUAAUUUUUACUUCUCGCGACUUUUGGAAGCCAAACGUGUGUAAUCAAGCAAGCUAUACGAGACACUUU
Molecule: messenger RNA, 839 nt
Organism: Phaeodactylum tricornutum CCAP 1055/1
Lineage: Eukaryota; Bacillariophyta; Bacillariophyceae; Surirellales; Neidiaceae
Gene: chlM
Product: magnesium-protoporphyrin IX methyltransferase
Exons: 1
Coding region: 38-814 (258 amino acids)
Biological process (GO): chlorophyll biosynthetic process
Molecular function (GO): magnesium protoporphyrin IX methyltransferase activity
Source: RefSeq, a predicted model, not a curated record